This is a messenger RNA of Aureobasidium vineae, 2571 nucleotides long. The record is from the annotation of a GenBank genome assembly. Lineage: Eukaryota; Fungi; Ascomycota; Dothideomycetes; Dothideales; Saccotheciaceae.
AUGCCCAUUCGACCAUUCAGUCUCCCGCCAAACCCAUCGCUGGUGGCCGUCGUAGUCAUCAUCCGAACGCGAUCUGGUCCGCGACUCGUCUUUCACUAUCCCGGUAUCCCUGAAGCUAUCCAGCGCAACACAUCAUGGCAUUUUGGAUCUGCCAACAGCGAUUCGGAGGAUGGAGGCAGCUCGUCGGAAGACGACCAGACAGUAGCUUCGGAUGACGAGAGCACGACAUCUUCGCGACAGACGGCAAGACCUAGCAUCGCAUCGCAGAGCCGUGCUGCCGAGACCAUCUCUUCCAGAAGGACUACUCGCACACUGCACUCAGACGCCCCAGACAACGAUGAAGACGACGACGAUAUCGACAACUUGGACGUCGAUGUGCUGGAUUUGAACUCUUCUCCUGCCGACAAGCCCGCGCCCGCCAUAUUGACUAAUAAUGCCUCUCACGACCGAACGACCAGUGCCACGCGACACGAGAAUAUCACGAACGAUAAGCGGAAUGCUUGCGAGUGGGAGAAGCUGUUGGGAUACCCUGUUGAAGGGCUGGAGAUGAUGCUGUCGCCUCCGUCGAGCAUGCACAAGAAGCGUUUCGAGGUCAUGCUGGACGACCUGGUCUUCCUUGGAUACCCCGUUUUUGUGCGCGAUGACGGCACCUGGAAGAAAAAGAAGACCAAGAGGAGGGCCACAACACAGGACGGAAAAAGCAGCGAGGGAGGCGACGAAGCCGAAGACGACAAUGAUGCAAAUGACAGCGGCAGCGACAAUGAGAACGACGAGGAGGAGGGAGAAGGCACUGCUGGUGAUGACAUGUUCAGUCCGCCUCUUUCGCCUUUAACACCUCGUCGACCACCUCAGAAUGGAGAGCUGCCUCACAGCUACAAGUCUGAAGCCACCAUGUCCGAAAACGCCUCCGAGACUGGCAGUGCCAACAGUAAUCAGGAUGACAUGACCAUGUUCCACGUCGUCUUUGUCAUGAAUCCNCCCGCUCUAGAAUAUCACAUCCGUCUGCAAGAAAUGUACGACAAUGUCGUCAAGAAGUUUGCAAAAGCCCUUCGAUACGAACAAGCGCGCUCGAAUGCCGUCUACCAGGAUGCCAAGAAGAUGCAGUCUCUAAAGGCACAAGCAAAGGAAAGUAAAACACCCAUGUCUGUGCUAUGGCCGAACUUGAUCUCUAGCUGCUCGUUGGCAAAGGCGGUCGCGAUUCUGUAUACCAGUAUUGCGAGCAACAAGAUUGCGCAUAUCAGUAUUGGUGAGGGAGUUGAAGCGAGCAUACAGAUUCCACAGGCUAUAUCAACGCCCUAUGUGCCCACGCCUACAGAGCCACAGUUACCCGGCUUAUGGCUCACCACUGCCAACAGUCUAUCUGAUGACGGGCAGAGUCUGAGUCCACAUGCAGCUCUUCUCUUGCUCGAAGACAAAGAUAUCAUGCUCAAAGAUAUCGAAGGUGAUGGCAAAGAAUUGGGCUCNCCCCUCGCCAUUUUCAUCCGCGAACUCACGCCCACAAAGUCGUUGACCAAGCUCUCUGCCGCACUGUCAUUACCGCUAUCCGACGUACAAUUCCUCGCCCGCCAUCUCAUAUACUGGCGCCGCGCUAGAGCAAUCCCUCCCCUUCACAUCCGCGAUACCUAUAUUGUGUCUCCCAACUGCGAUAUGCGUCAACUUGCCAAAGCCAUGCCGCUAUACGCCCAAAGAUUUUCUGCUCUCCCCUCCCUGCCCAAGAUGCUGCAGAAUCUGAGUGGCAAGCCUAUACAGUAUGGCUUUCUGAUCCCGAGCAAGGACCACAAACCCGCUUAUAUGGACAUCUUGGCUUGGCUGCUGAGAGGGGGUUGGGUAACGCAGCUGAGAACUUUUGCUUGGGUCAAGGUGUCGCCUGCGGUCAAAGCCGCUGUGGCAGUGAAACUCAGACAGGAGUUCGAAGAUAGAAUGCUCAAGCGACCGCCUUCUUUUAUUGCCAACAAAGCUUCCACGGCGGUAAACUCAAGAGUCAGCAGCACAAGUGCGGACACCAGACGCAUCUCUGAAGACCCUUUCGACGCCGUCUCCGAGGUCGCGAGCAGCAGAUUGAGUAUCGCGAGUUCUGCACAAUUGCUCUCACCCACAAUCAGCAGAUCAGCCAGUGACGCGGGAAGCAAUGGCAGCGGCAGAACUGCCAUUCCACCUCCNCCAGCUGGACCCCAACGCGCAGACACAUCUCCCAAUCUCCACGCGAGUAGAGACUUGGCACCAUCACCUCCCUCCAUACUUUCCGAUCGUAGUGUCUCUGGCCAUGAAGACGAUGCCUCGACGAUUGCUUCUGCGGCACUGCCAUCGACGGAUGCGAGCACGUAUCAGCAAACUCUGGUGUUGAGUCCGCAUAAAGCGAGUACAGAGGAAAGUCGCUGGUUAGUGUAUAUUGGCGAGCACCUUGCGGAUGAGGAAGUGAGGGAGUAUUGGGGUGUGUUGGUCAAGCAUUUUGAUGGCAAGAGGGCGAUGGAAGAGAUUGCGGCUAGGGAGGGCCUGAAGAGGAGUAAAGUGCAGGGCUUGCUGCAGAAGUUGGAGACCGAGGGGGUGUUGUAUGUGGUUAGGCAUUGGUAG